GCGAGAAUUGGUGUUACCUCCCCUGAUAUCUAAAAUUAGUAUACUGAACACAACACAUCGAAAUGCGUGGUACUCAAACUUAGAUCAUCAUCACGUUCAGCAUGUAGGACGACCUAUUUCAUAAAGAGAACAGAAAAAAAAAUCAGAAAAUACUUCAAUCUCUGCAGCCUUCCGAAUGUCCAAGUAGGUCAAUUGAUUGGUUGCUAUUUUUAGAAAUAACUCAGCAAGGACAUACCCGACUAAUGGCCAGAGUGAAUACAGGUCAUUAAGGAGGAAAGAGUUCCUAAAGGUUUAUAACGGUAAAAGUAAUGAUCAGCGAUAAGAGACACAUGCAUGCCGUACCUCCAACAUAUAUAUUAUUAAUGUUAUCCUUCAUAAAAUGCUCGCAUUAUUCUGAAAUGUACCCGCGGGACGUUCCAAGUGAGUGACUUUACAUCGUGUGUAUUUUCAGACGCCAUGUUGGAGAGCGAUUACAUCUUAUACCAUGGACGUGUAUGAUUAACUAUGUUCACAAACUCUGUGCUGCAUUUAUGGAAGGUGCAAGCCAGUCACGCACAAAAGACGCGGUAUUAGUUGAUUGUUAGAAAUGUCAGAGGACGUAUCACCACGCUUACCCGUGUUUAACGGUUCACAGAGGGUGAUCAUUCCCGAACUGUGGAUGAGAAAAUUUGAAGACUUUUGCCAUUUGAUGCAGUGGAGCGACGAUGAAGCCGUUCGACAAUUUCGACAACAUCUAUCAGGGAGCGCCGAGUGUUGGUAUCAUUCUUUACAAGAGGAAGACACAGAAAGUUUUAACACUCUUAAAAGGCUAUUCAUGGAGAAUUUUUAUCGGAUUAACAUAGACCCAGUUGGCUUAAAAGGAGAUCUGGAAUCCAGAAAGCAGGCACCAGAUGAAACCGUAGAGGAUUAUCUUCACCAGAAGUUGAUAUAUGUGCUUCAGUCUGACAUGAUCCAAUCGCCAGAAGCAAUAGAUCUUGUUUAUAACGGGUUUCUUCCUGCGAUCCGGGAUCUAAUCAAUAUUCAACACAUACGUUCCUUGGAGGCAUUGCAACGGUCAGCAAGGAAGCAGUACGUCCGUAUAUCAAGACGCACCGGUUGUUCACUGAGACGUCCCGAAAGGAACGCUCUUGAAUUUGGCAGCAUCAUUGGCGUGGCAGAUGGAACCGUCGGUACAGCGAACACAGCAGCGACUGUCAACGGAGGGAUGGGCAACACCAACGUGCAUCUCAAUAUGUACCAGGCGACAACGGAGGACAGGGGCGAGAUUGUUAUUUCCUGUCUGCGGGCUCUAAACCGUGGCGAAGAUAUAGCAAAUUUAAUGAAUGAAUUCGGGGAGGCCAGGAACACCAACAGCAUGCGGCCGGAGCCCGCGAGGACUCCCCAAACCCACUUACUAUACACAAGUCACCAUCCAUCACUGGUCAUGGAAGAGCCUGUCACGGGUGAGAGCCACAACCUUUCCAGACACACGGAUGACAGUUCGGGAACAGAGAUGAGCAUGGACCCUGCUCAAUGUACUGUUAAGCACCGGAUCAGUGACAAUAGCUUCGUUGCUCACCCUGAAGACGAUACAAGUGCAAGUCUCGCCGGAUCUCACGAGAUAUUGUCUCAGAGUAUAACAGACCUUGCUCCGUAUAAGGACACCACAGGUCGGAAAGUCAGCAAGUGUCACGUGACGCACCCUGAGGAGGAUACGAGUGCAGAGGUCAGCCUGGAAAUAUAUUCAGAGAAGAUGAAGGCGACCUCCAUCCACAGUGCGCGGUACACCAGGAUCAGUGGCAACUGGCUUCGAACUCAUCCAGUGGAAGAUCAAGUCUCCCUCUAUACCAUUCCGCUGUCUCAGUCUGUGAAGGAUGUCACAGACCUUUCCCAAAGUGUGGUGGACACGACUAGCAUGGGUCACCACAGUCUCGCCGCCCAUCCAGAGAUAAACAACAAAAUCCACAGCCUCAUCAGAACUCCCCACGUUUGCACCGAGGACACGAGCGACUUACCUCCCCCAUCUGUGACGUUCUUUAGUAUGAGGAACAAGUGUUUCGUCGGUCACUCCGAGGGGGAAACAGUCGCCAGUUUCGACAGGACAGAGGACAUUUUAGCUGAAGACACAACCUUUCGUAAGACGGUAGAUAGCACCAGCAGUAUCAGCAGCCAAGAUGAUGAUCACCAUGGCGCUAGUCUGACGUACAGGAAAACCUUCGACACAGUCAAUAUGCAAGAGGGGGUCAACCGUCCAGAUCCACUGUAUGAGCCAGUCACGUUCAUGGACACAGACUUCCACAGCAUCAACGGUACAGAUCCAGGGAGCGUCCCCGAGGAUGCUUCAUAUUGUUUUGUCGGUUUACUCGAUACCCCAAUGUCAGGACAUAUACGCCCCGAAGAAAAGAAAGAUGGCUUCUUUAUGUAUGAUGUGGAUGCGACCAGCGUUAAUGGACCAUUGUCCGGUACAGACCUCACCAUGUGUCUGGACAGUGCGGCUGACCCAACGCCAUGUGUGAUAACUACGACGAUGCAAGCACACGCCACACAGUCCAACGAAUAUCGAGGAUCAGGACCCAAUAGUCAAGACGGCAUUUAUCGACUGAAAUUUGACAUAAACCUCACGUAUGCAGGUAAGGCCGAUACCGGUAACUGCAUCAAGCCAGCUGAUCUCUCCAAUACAGAGUCAUGGGACCACGUGUUGCCAGAAGAGUCGCACUCGGGCGGCUUUCAUUGUAGAGUGUCUGAAGUUUGGGAAGAGAUAUCUUGACAUAUGACAAGUCUGGCCAUGUGAAAUGUUACUGGCGCCGUCCAUAGGCACUGUAUAAAGGCCAUGCGACAGAAAAUGACGAACAGUAUUUGAAAGGAAGGGAUAAUAUUUUCACAGCAUUAUAUCUGUAUGACAAGGCUUAUACACAGUGGCAUGGUGAAGAAAGAUGCGAUUCCCUAACGUGGUCAUUGCAAUUGUAUGUUACAAAUGACAAAGAUGUGUCAUGUGGAUGUUCAGAUGAUGAGCGCAACAAGCGGCGUUAACUACUUUGUCAUAUGUAUGUUUCAUGUGUGUAUUGUGUACUGCACACAGGUCACAUAUCAGGAGAAAGCAAUCAACGUUGGUCGCGGAGAGUGGGUGGAUGGGUGAUCUUGUUCGACACAGCCUGUCAAUAGUUUCUAGCUCUUCGCCCGUUCCCCACACUGAAACACGAGAGUCUUUGGGCGAAGUACGCCUCAGUUCACCCAUCAGUGAAAGAGUACCCGAUCGAGAGGGUGAGAUGGUUCAGCGCCCCAUAAGGCAACGAUGGUUGUAUUUUCUCCAGGGAAAGGAAUGAAAUGUGAUCCACUGACCGGGUAAUAAUGAUGUAAACCCGUGAUGAUUCACUUGGUGAAAUAAAUGGCGCUUUAUAAAUGU
This is a messenger RNA of Haliotis rufescens (red abalone), 3382 nucleotides long. RefSeq lists its product as uncharacterized. The coding region runs from base 587 to 2746 and encodes 719 amino acids. The record is from RefSeq and is a predicted model, not a curated record. NCBI's taxonomy places the organism in Eukaryota, Metazoa, Mollusca, Gastropoda, Lepetellida, Haliotidae. The transcript is spliced from 17 exons.